Messenger RNA from Nannizzia gypsea CBS 118893, 918 nucleotides. Its product is annotated as RNA recognition domain-containing protein family protein. Bases 1 to 918 code for a protein of 305 amino acids. Gene Ontology annotation, molecular function: RNA binding. The transcript is spliced from 4 exons. Lineage: Eukaryota; Fungi; Ascomycota; Eurotiomycetes; Onygenales; Arthrodermataceae. The record is from RefSeq and is a predicted model, not a curated record.
AUGGCCGACAUGGAAUAUGAAAACGAGAACGAUCGGUUCGAAGAUCCGCAAUACCGCCGACGUAGCGCGUCACCCCAGGAUGCUAAUCGCGCUACCCGGAACCGCAGCGCUUCUCCCAACGGCCGAACUGAUCGUGCCGAAGGAGCAGAUACACGGGUGAAAAACGCAGACGAUGAAGAAGGAGCUCAGAAUACAGGUACCAACUUGUUUGUAACCGGGAUCCAUCCUCGCCUGAGUGAAGCAGACGUGACCCGUCUCUUUGAGAAAUAUGGUGAGGUGGAAAACUGCUCUAUUAUGCUUGAUCCUCACACCAAGGAGUCGCGUGGAUUCGGGUUUGUGAACAUGGUUACUCCUGACCAGGCAGAAGCGGCCAGAGAGGGUCUACAGGGCGAAGUGAUCGAUGGACGUACUUUGAGCAUUGAAAAGGCUCGUCGUAGCCGUCCUAGGACUCCUACCCCCGGAAAAUACUUUGGGCCUCCUAAGCGCGAACUUCGUGGAAACAGUCGCGGCGGUCGUUAUGACCGCUAUGACGAUCGUCGCGGUGGGUAUGGUGGCCAUGGACGCCGUUACGACGAUGGCUACCGCAGCUCUCGCUACGAUUCCUACAGUGACCGUGGUAGUCGCCGCGAUUAUCGUGAUGACUAUGGUCACAGAGGUGUCGACCGCUACGCCACAUCCGGCCGUGAUGAUAGGUACGGAGACCGUGGUGACCGCGGCGACAGAGGAGGUGAUCGUGACCGUGACCGUGGGGACCGUCGAGGAGACCGUCGAGGUGGUGGAUACUAUGACCGAGAUGAUGCUCGCGCUCAGUCUGCUUCUGGGGGUUAUGCAGACGCCCCUUCCCAUCGUGAGUCAUAUGAGCCUUCUGGCAGUCGAGCUUACGAUAACCGUUGGGACGAUAGAACCGGCUCCCGCUAG